AGUGCCCGUAUGUGCGGUUUAUCCCCACUGGUAGUGCGGCGGUGUUGUGUUCGUGCUCAAGCGGCUCUGGUGAAGAUGUCAGUUGUAAGGGAGCACCGCGAGACCGGCUAAAACUCAGCGGUCUAAAGCCGAACUGAACUGGACCGAACCGGCUCUGUAGCACCAGUCCGGCGACAGCACGACAAAUUAGGAGGACAGUCUCCGCUACCUGGAGGGAGUCUCUCCAGCCCGGCUGUGUGAGUGAGGGUUAGCGCCGCUCCGCGGUUAGCUCCCCCUGCGGUGCCCAGCUGCUCCGCUGUAUGUGCCGGCGGCUGGCUGCCGGUUGACGCGGGCUGUCGGAUAGCGGAGCGGGUAUGUUAUCCGUACUCUCCUACGGACGGAUCGUGGCCAGGGCCGUCUUGGGCGGACUCUCUCAGACAGAUGGCCGCGAUUACAGCCUGGUCACGGCCAGCUGCGGCUUCGGCAAAGACUUUCGGAAGGGCAUCCUGAAGAAAGGCAUGUGCUACGGGGAUGACGCCUGCUUCAUCGCCCGCCACCGGUCAGCGGAUGUGCUGGGUGUGGCAGACGGCGUGGGUGGAUGGAGGGAUUACGGUGUGGAUCCGUCUCAGUUCUCGGCUACUCUGAUGCGAACGUGCGAACGUCUGGUGAAGGAGGGCCGCUUCACCCCCACCAGCCCGGUGGGCAUCCUCACCUCGGCCUACUACGAGCUUCUACAGAACAAAGUGCCCCUACUGGGAAGCAGUACGGCCUGUAUUGUGGUGCUGGACCGGAGGAGUCAUCGGAUACACACGUGUAACCUUGGCGACUCUGGUUUCUUGGUGGUCCGGGGUGGAGAGGUGGUCCACCGGUCAGAUGAACAGCAGCACUACUUUAACACACCGUUCCAGCUGUCAAUUGCUCCACCUGGGGCUGAGGGAGUGGUGCUGAGUGACAGCCCUGAUGUGGCAGACAGGUCUUCAUUUGAUGUCCAGCUUGGCGACAUCAUUCUCACCGCCACAGAUGGCCUCUUUGACAACAUGCCAGACUACAUGAUCCUGCAGGAGCUCAAAAAACUCAAGAACACCAACUAUGACAGCAUCCAGCAGACGGCCCGCAGCAUUGCAGAGCAGGCGCACGAGCUGGCCUAUGACCCAAACUACAUGUCUCCUUUCGCCCAGUUCGCCUGCGACAAUGGCCUGAACGUGAGAGGGGGAAAGCCUGAUGACAUCACGGUGCUGCUGUCCAUAGUGGCAGAAUACACGGACUGAGAGCGCUCACUGGAGGUUGUCGUCUUUCAUCCUUGUGUCUUCCGCGUCUGCCCCCUCAUCCGUCAUUCUCUCACGGCACUCUGCUUCCUGUCUUUUGGAACCGUCUCUCCCCUCCCUCUUCCUUUUUUUCUGUUUUCCGAGUAGCUCUCCAACGAGUCAGAGGAAGAGAACAGCAUGGACUGGUCGGCGUGGGCGUACGAAGGAUUCUAUAGGAGGCUAUUUGUGGUCAUUUUACGACCUCAAUCAUGCCCAAGAGAAUUAUGGGAGCAUGAGUCAUCCAGUCAUCCUACGUCUCUGUUAUAUGUGAUUAAGUUGUAGGUUUGGGAGCGUUCCUGCUUUCGGAGCAGCGAGGGCCAUGCAUUAUCUAAAGGUGCUUCUAAAUGAGGUUGCUAUUUUUAUGGGAAAUUGUAGAAGGGGGUGUUGUUUUUACUUUUUGCCCCUUUGUAGCUGGGAGAAAUGUAAAGUGAAAUCUGUUAGCCCUUUUCAUGUGUGUUUGUCCGAGUGAGUGUGGUCGAGUUAGUAUUCUCUCCAAAUUGUGGGGCUGCAUGAUAUGGACAGCGUAUUAGUAUUGCAGUUGUGUUGCUUCAUAUUCCAACUGCGAUACAUCUUGCAAUAUAUUGAAAACACCAAUAGUCUGACAUUUGUUAAAGAUUGGCCUGCGUUAGUUUGACUAAAAUAAUUUACAUGAAUGCUUGGAUUCAUCAGAACAUUAACAAAAACUCAUCUGGAGCUGUGAUUGGUCAGCAUGCACACUAGUUAAAGGGCUCAUGUGCAUACUGAUGCCUUCUGUGAUAUCAGUAAAGUAAAGGCUAGUAUAGCAACAAUGAUGAACAGACAAUAUAUUGUGCAGCCUUGCACUCUUAAAAUGAAAGGUUCCUAAAUGGUUCUAUAAAACAUUUUUAAUCUCUAGAACCUUUUGGAGCAUCGCUCCAGAAAACCCUUAUUUUUAAGAGUACUGUAUUGGCUAUAGCGAUCUGUCCUAUAUGUGUGAGCUGUGGCAGUCCAGCAUUCUGCCAGCUUAGCAGUGGUUUAGUUUGUAAGCCAAUGGCAGGUUAAUGUGCAGAGGGUUGGGUUGUUUAGUGUCACUGGGCUUGGCAAGUGCUUUUGGAGUUAGCCUACUGACCCUGUCGUCUUUUGGCUUAACCCUUAGAAGUCAGAUAUUGCCUAAGAUAAGGAAAGCAUGUUGUGGGGAAUUCCAUCUUUCUGUGUAAUUUGUUUGUUGACAUGUAAACAAAGUCAUUCAGACUUGUUCAAUGUGAAAUAUCUCAUUGUAGAGAAACCUCUUUUACAGUGGUGGUGAUAGCAACUAUAGUUUCUCUAGAACAAAGCAUUUCACACCAAACCACUCUGAAUGACUCUGUUUACAUCUUAUUCAAUUAAAAUAAAAAAAAAUGGUGGAAUUCCCCUUUAAUUGCUCAUUGCAUUUUCCACAGUUUCUCUACUUUUUUCAGAUUCUAAGCUUGCAGUCCAAACCAUGUUUCUUUUGUAAACAGAGGAGAGUCGAAUUUGAUGUUAUUAUUUUGCAGAAGGAAAAAAUGUUCUUUACUUUUUUUUGCCAUGUUCAGACUCAAACCUGUUGAUACAGUAUGUGAACCAAAUGGUAAUGUAAUUAAUUACAUAAAUAAUUAUGUAAUUACGGUGUGCAAUUUUUAAACAGCAUUGCAAAACGACAAUUAUUCUCUCCUUCUAAGGGUUAAGUGGCCUGUUGUCUCCAUGGUAACACUCAAGGAGGAUGCAGCUAGUGGAACGCUGUGUUGAAGGGCAGGCUAAGGUGAAAAACUUGUUUUGGUCAUUUGAGAUGUCUGUGUAGCUGUGAGAAAGAAGCAGACUGUAAGCUGACACUGCACAGACAUCACAGCAGGCAGAGUGGCCCUUGUGAGAGAGACACAUGGAGGAUUUAGGGAUGGGCUUUCGAGUGAAAUAGCAGCCAUAACGGUUAGAACUGUGUAACGUGUUGUUACUUUUUGGAGAAAUAGCGGUUGAUAACUAGAUAAUGAGAUUGAGUGAGUUUUUUAUUGAAGUUUCAUGUAAUUCAAAUAGGCUGGGACUAGAAUGUUAAAGGAGUACUCUAUUGUUUUUCAACCCAAUCUCUGUUUGCUGCAUCUGUAGCAUAGAGUCCAUUACCACAGACAAUAACCUCAAUGUGUUUUCCUGUAUUUAGAAAAGAACAGGAACCAUACUGACUCAAAUCGCACUUAUGAUAGAAGCCAGUGAGCCGAUGCUUCUAUAAUAAGUAUAUUUUGUUUGUGUAUUUUCAGUUCCUUUAGUACGUACAGACAGACAUGUAUGUGGUAAUUGACCUCAUGCUAUGCAUGCAGAUAGAGAUUAGGUUAAAAAUUGAUUCCUUUAAUUAAAUUAAGCAUGUAUAUGUGUCUGUACCGCAUACUGUCCAAGAUUUAAAGCUGAUGGACUGUAGUGACUGUCCCCAAGAGCUGUGUUGAAUGCGUGUCCUGUCUCCAUUUGUAUAACUUCUGCUCCCCCACCAGUUGAGCCAAGAAGUCAGCUGUAUGCGCACAAAUACAUCCGGAGAAGCUUUUAAAUGAAAUCGCUAGGUCAGGUAUAAAAAGAAAAUGUUUUAUUUUUAUAAACUCAUAGUUUUUAGCAGACUCGGAAGUGAAAGUAGAGGUAAAUGUGGAGGUAUGUUAGUGUGUUCUCUUGAUCUUCAUGACUAAAUUGUUUUUAAAAAAAAAAAAGUUUAGUUUUUUGGGAUUUUCUUGUUUUAUUUUUUUCCCUAAUCUUUUCCGUUUGUGUAAAACUUUUUUCUUUUCUUAAACUUUUUUCUAGAUUUGUUCUAGAGACCGUUUCUCACAUGCUGCUUUUAUUUUGUAAAUUGUGUGUGCGCAUGUGAGUACAUUUAUUUAUAUGAAUGUACUUUAUCUGUACAAUAAGUUGCGAGGGGUGGAGGGGGGUGGAUGUCUUUGUCCAAAAAAGCAGAAGAAAAACAAACACAUUCUGAUCUCUCCUGCUGUUAAACCAGAACAGGACAAAAAAAACUGUUGAACCAAAGACAUGAGCCCCCCAGUAUUUUUGUAAUUAUUAUUAUUGUGGUUUUUAUGGUCUUAUUUUGUUCAUUUUGGGUCUGAUUGGAAAAAAAUUUUAAGCAAUACGUGAUACGGUAAUGUACAACCCUUCUGUCUGAAUGAUUUUUCUAUUCAUUUUCAACUGUAUAGCAGAUUUCCGAAUGUGAACGUCCUCUAAGGUUUUAAAGUAGACUGAUGAUGAUGUGUAUGCUGUAAAAUGGAUGUUUCAGUUAUUUAAUGUUUGCUUGUGAACACCUGGGAUAUUCAAAACACUGGUAAUGGUACACACUGAGGUUUUGGAUCACUGUUGUGGGAGUGACUGUGACUUUUUUUUCUCAUAUUUCAGCAUAGCUUGAACCAACAGUCACCUGAAUAAAGACCCAUUGUUUAUAAUGGGGAAAUGAUUUGUUAUGGUGCAGGAAAGUUACCCAAGCGUAAAAAAGUACUAAGAAUCAUAUGUGUACCUUAAUAAUGUGUGUACCUUUUUUUGCAUAGAUCUGAACACUGAGAUUUUGAAAUGUGCAUGAUUCAAACAUGUCAGACAGUUUGUACUUGAAUAAAAUCUAUUACAUCAACACAAUUCUUGCCACAGUAAGUAAGCAAAGACAUCAGUUAUAUUGAUGUGCAACAUAAUUGUAUUUGUGUACAACCACUUGGCACUUUUGAAUCAUGCAAAUUCAGAUGUUUUUCAGUAGAGUCUGUUUCCUGGACGGGCUCUUUGGCUGAGUUUUCAAUUGACACCUCAGUGGUAAUUAUCCACUAUAAAGUCCCUUCAGUCUUUUUUUUAGGCUUAAGCCUAGUCUGAAAAAAUGACCAUAUGUCUUUGAAAAUCCCAGUGUGUGGCUAUAAACAUAUGCACUAUGCUGCAGAUGGAAACCUGGGUUUGUAUGGAAGGUGUGCAGGCAGAUGUAUCCUUUAAAAUUGUGCCUCGAACAAAUCUAGACCAAGGAGAUUUUACAAAACUGGGUUUCUUGGCUAGCCCGAUAAGCCAGUCCAGUAGGAGAAAAGAUAAGGCCCAUUUCUGUUAUAGUCCUCACUUUGGGCUUAAUUUUCCCAGAAUUCUUGCUUUGUGUAAUAUCCCUGAGUAUUUAAGUGUGAAGGUAUUUCACAAAGCAGGAUUUCUCAGUUAACCAGAUAACAUAAGCCCAACUGUCUAAUAGUGGGAGAGCUAAAUGACGUUCAUAUUGGACCAUUCUCAUUUUGGUUUAAAGGAAUAAUCCAGCCAUGUUCAACUUAAUCUCUACUCUAAUUUCUUCCUUUUGAAAGGAAAUUCCACUAAUUCUUUUUUUUCUUUAUUUUAGUGUGAAAUGGUUCAGAUUUCUCUACAGUGGUGGUGAUAGGAACCAGGGGUCACCAUGACUGCACAGAUAUAGACAUUUUAUUUACUAUCCAAAACCACCAGUGAACCUACACGUGUUUUCUGAGUUUUUAUGCAGAAUGUUGAUGAUAGUAAAAUAGUCCAAAAUUUUAAAAUCAUGAAUUCUUUGGGGGCUGUUUUGCCUCCCAACACUCUGCAUGUAUCUAUCCACCGUUAAGGGCUUUUAAAAAGAUUUUCAUAUAGUCUCAGGCAUCAGGCAGUGUAUUAUAACCAUUUCAUAUAAUAACUUUGUUGUAGCCUACCCGGGUCUAUUAUUUGUAUUGUUAAGGAGGGUAAAAUAGUGGUAAAUCUGAUGAAAUACAUUUUCUUUAGGGACUGUUUUGCCUUAUAACACCCUGCAUGUACUUCUCCACCAUGAAUGUAUUUUUAAAAGUAUGUUUUAGGCCAAAAUCUUAUAAAACAGUGUCUCACCAUGUAGUGUAGCUUUCUGUGAGGGAGCUUUAAGAGGCAAUAAACACUUCAGACAUCUGGUUCCUAUCACCACCACUGUAAACAGUUUUGACCCUGCAAGUUCCUGUAGAAUGAAGCUGUUCACAUCAAUCAGCUCUGAAUGAUUUAAUCAUUUAAUUAAGCAGAAAAUGAGCAGAAAUUAGAGUAGAGUUCCACUUUAGCUGUAGCAUAAGCUAAAGCAACUGCCUAUUGACUUCUAUUACAAGUGAGUUUCAAGUACAAGGUGCUGCAACACAUUUAUUGUUUGUGGUAAUGAACUGUAUGCUACAGAUGCAGCAGAUAGAGAUUUGUUAAAAAUGCUACUGUAGUUCUUUAAGUUGUCUGGGGUGGCUGAGAAAUCCAGCUUUGGACUGUCGGUCAGAAUGAUCCUAGAUCAGCAGAAACUCCGCUGACGCUGUGGUCUCUCAUCCAUACCUGUUUAAUCCAUAUUUCUAAAUGAUCAUGGUUGCACCAGAGCUGGUUUAUGAGGAGUCUGGCCACUUCCUAUUUCCCCCGUUAUAUUAAAAACAGGACUGCAAAACAGCAGAGGGCGUCCAUGAGCGAGUCCUCAAUGAAUAGGAGUAAAUGGAGCUAAAAAUGAAAAGUUAGAGUAGUUUCUAAUAACUUGCCCAGAAUUUUUUCUUUAAUUUUAGAAAGUAUAAGGAUAUAUUUCACAAAAAGCAAAGAAAACUUACCUAUGUGUUUCCUUUUUUCUACAGUAAACGGGUUUUGGGCAGCAGGGCUCUAGCGUUACUGCUACUGAGUGCUGAUUGGUUGACCCAUUCAUUUUGGACUCGCUCGAGAGCGCCCUCUAGCGUUUAAGAAACCCGGAAUACAUUACAGAGUGGUUAUUCUCCUCUCUACAAGUUCUCUGGUUGCACUCUUCAAGCCAUAGAGCGAUUUCAGCUUCAGUCGGUGAAGAAAACCAAAGUAGAAAAGCCAUAUUUACCAGCACAACCAAGGCAUCCAUUCAUCCUUCUCUUGCUGUCCUUCAUAGAGUCUCUGACUGAAUCAGUGUGUGAUUGUUUUUAACACUUAUACUGUAUAUUUGAGGGGAAAAAAAUCAGAAAUGUUCUAUAGUUACCAAGGCAACAAACUGUGUAUAUGACAAUAAGAUAAACAAAUGUAUGUGUGUGGGCGGGGCCUAAAUGCAAAGAUUAAUGCGUAGCUGCUGCUUUUGAUCAGUGUGUUGGGUGUCGCUGCAUGAUAUGUGGGUGUGUGGCUGUUUGGCUCAUCACAUAGACGCUACUUCAGUCUGCUCCAGUUCUGUUCUGUUUGUCAUUUUUCAUUUACUAUAAAUCAGUUUGAUCAGGCAGUAGGGCUGCACAAUAUGGACAGAAUGCUAAUAUUGCGAUUAUAUUGCUAUAUAUUGCAAUACGCCUUAUUCAAAACUUUCAUCAGUAAAGUGACUAAGGCUGGGUAUCGGUUAAAAAUGUCGAUAGCGAUUCCUGAGCGAGAGGUUUUUGAUAUUUUCUUAUAUUACAAAAUGAGUGUGGGUGUGGCUUAAAGUAGAAAUGAGUGCUGGUGUAUUUACUGCCUGCAGCGGAUUAUAGACUAAUCAUAAGCACUGAUGUUAAAGGGGAAAUCCACCGAUUUUUCAAAAUUCCUUCAUAAUUCGGUUGAGAUGGGAACAGAGUGACUGAGAGUGGUUUGGUGUAAAAUGGUUCAGGUUUCUGUACAGUGGUGGUGAUAGGAACCAGGGGUCACCAUGACUACAACACAAAUAUAGACAUUUUAUUUACCAUCCAAAACCACCAGUGAACCUACACGUGUCUUCUGAGCUUUAUGUGGAACUUUUAAGAAUGGUAAAAUGGUGAAAAAUCUAAAAAACAAGUUUUCUUUAGGGACUAUUUUGCAUCACAACACCCUGCAUAUACCCUUCCACCAUGAAUUAAGUUAAAAAUUUAGGCAAAAUCCUGUUUUCAAAACUCCCAUACAACAGUGUCUCAGACAUCAGGCAGUGUAUUCAUAACCAUUUCAUGUAAUAACUUUCUGUGAGGGGGCUUUUAGAGGUGGACGUCUUGUUCCUAUCACCACCACUGUGAACAAUUCUGACUUGGUAAGUUUCUCUAGAACAGAGCGUUUCACACCAAACCACUCUGAAUGACUCUGUUUACAUCUUAACCUUUGAAAUAUGCAGGAAUUUUGAAACAUCAUUGGAUUUCCUCUUUAAUAUGCAUGCAAAAUGGAAUUUAGACAGCCAAUCAGCAGUCUAGAUUUUGCAACAAGCAUGCUUAUUGGCUCACUGAUCCUGAUAAGACCGUUUGCUUCGGUAUUGAAGCGUGAUUUUGAAUGACUGAAGUAAAUCUGAUUUCAGUUAAACUCCUGCUCUUUUAACGUCCAGAAUACAAUCAGUAAUGACCAAAACAAGCUAGUUAGCGAAAUGCUAUUGUUAGCUAACAGAACUGUUUUUACGUUGUAAGAUGUAAUGUUUAUUUUUACUGCAUGUAAUGUGUUCUCCACAUACGCAAGACAUCAACAUGCUUAAUUUGAGUUCUUGGGGGACUUUUCCGUGCUUAACGUUACUCAGAAGCGCAUCAGCGCCCCCCUACAUUCAAGAGCCGUUGGAUUGCUUUAGAAAUUUCCACGCUAAUAAGUUGACAAUCUAACCACAAUUAGCCCAGAAUUUCUCACGGUUGUCCGCAGAUGUUCUUCUUACCCGGUCAAUUGGUCCUGCAAGCCAACGCACCAUAAGAUUAUUUAUAUUUAAUGCGCUAAAUGUGACGAAGAUUGGCCUGAAUUAUGUUGACAAUAGUAAGGUUUUAAAUUGACUGCAAUUCAUCAAAACACCCACAGAAAUUCAUCUGAAUGAUGUGAUUGGUCAGCGUUACCACAGCACAGAGUAAAAACAAUGUGAUUGGUUGGAGCGCUUAUUUUCAUAUUGCAUAUUCUCUGUGCAGUAUCGGUAUCACAAAGGCCAAUAUCUCAAUAACGAUUAACAAAUGAUAUAUAUUGUGCAGCCCUAUGAAACAGCUUCAGAUCAAAUCCAUACUGUCCCUCCUGAGUCAGAAGCGUGCGCCUAGUUUGCAGCAGCAGGACCCAAAACACACCGAAUCCGCCUUAAACAGCAUCACGCGAGUUUGUCCUGCUGCUGUGUGUGUUGCUGCUUUGCUCUGAUUCGUCCCUUUGCAGAGUCUCUGUCUUGUUUUACGAUGUCUUCAGCGUCCAUUCUUCUCUCUGGUGAUUGUUUGCGAUGGUGCUUCUGCAGAUGAGUCUCGUAAGCAGACGAUGUUUGAAUGAGAACUACACUUUUUUGUGUGUGUGUGUACAAUGUAACAAUGCAAAUCUAGUUUCUGUAAAUAUGUUUUCCAAGUUGUAAAAUAUUUAAAUAAAAAUAAUAUAGUAUUUAUACUUUAA
Molecule: messenger RNA, 9431 nt
Organism: Colossoma macropomum (tambaqui)
Lineage: Eukaryota; Metazoa; Chordata; Actinopteri; Characiformes; Serrasalmidae
Gene: pptc7b
Product: protein phosphatase targeting COQ7 b
Exons: 6
Coding region: 354-1247 (297 amino acids)
Source: RefSeq, a predicted model, not a curated record